Molecule: messenger RNA, 6690 nt
Organism: Culex pipiens pallens (northern house mosquito)
Lineage: Eukaryota; Metazoa; Arthropoda; Insecta; Diptera; Culicidae
Exons: 7
Coding region: 202-6612 (2136 amino acids)
Biological process (GO): homophilic cell-cell adhesion
Cellular component (GO): plasma membrane
Molecular function (GO): calcium ion binding
Source: RefSeq, a predicted model, not a curated record
CUCGAGUUUAGUCUUUGCGUGGCACGGGAGUUGGACGGUUUAACGGAACGGAAGCCUUCAAGCCGUUGGAGGGUGAAAAUUACUCCUUGUUUUUUGAGUGGAAUAGAAGACAAUUAGUCUAUUGGCUGUGAUAAUCGGCAGUGAUUGAGAAUGUGAUAUCGGGAAAGUGGCAGUUUAAAAAAUACAGUAAGAUACACCAGAAUGCAAAAGUUUAAUCUUAUCGGGCAGACCCGGAUGUGGCGAACCAGACGAAAAUGGAUGGUUUUGAUUGGAUUAUUGUUGUUUGCUGUGGAUUAUACAUGCGCGCAAGAUUGCUACUCCGAGACUUUUGACUUCAACCGUGCUACUGUGGUCCAUGUGGGAGGCGUUUCCAUUCUGGACAUCGCCAAGGAAAUUGCCUCCCACGAAGUGCAAAACGUCAAAAGUGUCCAGGUGACGGCCCUUGAUGGCGCCGUCCUGUACAUUUCGGCCGCUUACGACGGUGGCAAGCUGACCAUCAGCACGACCGAGUCGUUCCGGGAUUACGCCACCAAAGAGACCAGCCAGACGUUGCUCAGCCUGUUUGCGUUCGUCUGUACGACUGGAUCGCGAAACAUCCGGUAUCAGGUCCCUCUCAGGGAGGAGAAUCUGUACACACCAACUUUCAGUCUUCCAGAGUACGAGAUUGUGCUUCCGCUUCCGUUGCCGAGGGCGUUCGAUCUGAUGCAGUACAUCGAUGGGGGAAAGGGUGUCGUUGCUUACGAUUACGAUUUGACGAAGAAUAAAAUCACGUUUGCGCUAUCAGCAAACGAGUACUUUGAGGUGGAAUCAAUCGCGUCAGCAUCACAGAAAGAGUACAUAGCCAGGUUGAGGACGAAGGCUACCUUGACAAGAAUCGAGGAGGGAUUGACCAUUGAUAUCACUGGAACGGACGAAGGCGACCCUCCCAAAACCGGCAAUGCCAAGCUGAAGUUCUCCGGCGAUCCCACAGUGAUCUACACCGAACCUCCCCAGUUCCAGGACACCCUGUACAAGGCAACCUACAAACGCGGCGAGCAAUUCCCUCCCAUCGAGCUCGCCCUAAAGGCGGACACCUUCGACAACUCCGUCACAUUCCAGCUGAGCGGUGACGAUGCGCAAUGGUUCGCGGUCACGCCGAAGGACGACCGCAGCGGUGCCUCCCUAGCGCUCCGUCCUGAUGUGGUGAUUCCGGAGUCGAAGCAGUUCGCUAGCGCGAUCGUGAUCGCAUCGAGGACGAAUGCCGACACGGAUGGUCGGACUGCAGUGGUGGUGGAGAUCGAACCGGAAGUUAAGUUGGUUCCGGUUUUUGAGAAAACGGUUUACGGAGGGGCGGUUGGUCCGGGUUAUGUGGUUACGCUGCCGACGGCGAUCAAACUGGUGGCGGAGAGUGUAGUAGGAGAAGUUGCGCUAGCGUUGAGUGGCGAAGAUGCACGGUACUUUACGGCAACAUCCGGAGACAACGGGAUUCACUUGAGCGUAACGGUGGCUCUGACAGAAGAAGUGCUGAAGGAAAGGCUCUACUUCCACUUUGUGAUUGAAGCUAGGAACGCUGGGGUUGAACAAGCAGGACUUGCUUACGUGGUAUUGGACGUGGUAAAGGAUGAGAUUGUUCCAAGAUUCUUACAAUUGUACUACGAGGGAGCUGUGACAGAGGAGGGAGUCCUGGAUGCUCUAGUCGUUCCAAUUCCUGAAUCUCUGCGUGAAUCCACCAUUACUUACGGUGGGGACACAAGCCUAUUCACGAUAUCAAAGGAAGUAGACAGGAUUACGUUCGCUCCGAAGGACAUUACCGAGGAAACACUGGCUGGAAAAUCGUACCUUCUAGUAAGGAUUAGUGCUUCUAUCGAGCAAGAAAUAGUAGCUGAAACUAUAGCUGUCGUGAAGAUCGUUCGACAAACGAUUGUUACUCCAAAGUUUGCAAACAGUCUGCUUCAAGGUCAACUGAAUGAGAUGACAAACUCUUUGUCAGAGAUAAAAGUGACUGUAAACCCAGAUACCUUCAAAGACGACACUGAUGUAAAGUUGGUUGACACCAACGAUCUAUUCGAACUCAAAGCAACCGCAAACCCCAACGAGUUCACAGUAGCUCUCAAAAAUGGUGUACCAAUCCCGUACCAAUCGCACUUCUCCCUCAUCGUAGAAGCCACCAAUCCAAAGUCCCCAACGGCUCACUGCUUCAUCCUGGUCGAGGUCAACCGCAUUCCAACGCCCCAGUUUGAGCAACUCCUCUACGAAGGCCUCAUUGACAGCAGCAACGUGCUGCAAGAGCUGAAGCUGAAGCUGACGCCGGAAACCUACGACGAUUCGAUCGCGUUCACACUGGUUGACAACGACGCCGAAUUCUUCAAAAUCGCGAAACUCCCUUCAAACGAGCUGCAGAUCACCCUUGCGAAUCCCGACGGGGACGUCGCAAACCGGAACAACCUGCGCUUCAACGUGCAAGCCACCAGAGGGAACUUGGUAGCAACCGUUCCGGUGGUUGUGUUUAUCCAGAAAGCGGAAGUCAAGCUGCCCAAAUUUGAGAAACCGCUGUACAAAUCAACCAUCGGGACGAACCUUGGGCUGGUACCGUUUGAAGCGAUUCGAUUGGUAGCGGGCACGGAAGCGGAAGGGUUGGAGGUGCUGGUUCACUUGAACAACUCGGAUCUGUUUGAGGUUGAGCUGGCUGGACUUGAGCUGACAGUGGCUUUGAAGAAAGCGUUGCUCCCGGCAGAUAUCGAGGGGUACGAAAGGUUUGAGUUUGUUCUAGAAGUUGAGAACCCGGGCGUUGGAUCUGGAUUUGCCACGAUCGUGGUCGAUAUCGAGCGUGAGGUGAUCGUUGUUCCGGAGUUUACGCAGGCUUCCUACGGAGGAACGAUCACUGAGGGAUCGAAAGACAUCAUUUUCGGUGAGACUGUUGCGUUGAAGGUUGGUACAGCAACUGCUGCAGUUCUCUACACUGUUGCUGGAGAGGAUGCUGCUUUAGUUGAACAUCAAGUGCAGGAAGAUGGCAGUCUAAAAUUUGUUUUGAAGGACGCUGUCACCGUCGAUCAACUCAAGGACAAAUCACAGAUCAACUUCGUAGUGCAAGCGAUGAAUCCGGGAAGCACAACAACGUCCGCUGCUUUAGUUGUCCACAUAAUCCGUCCUGUUCAGAUCGUAUUCGCGAAGACCUCUUUCGCUGGAGUUCUAAAGGAAGGUAUCGCUAUAGCAGACUUCUCAGCUGACACCAUUGAAUUCGUCCAAAACACCUUACUGGACGGUGCUACCUUUUCACUAACUGGCACCAACUCCAACCUACUCGAAGUAUCCCUAUCAGCUGAAAAGGACAUCCAGAUAUCCCUUCGAACCACAACCAACUGGAACCAAAUCCGUUUCCUCCCAUACCUAACCUUUUCACUGCAAGCAACCAACCCCGCAGCGCCCACCUCAUCCUGCACGAUCAUUCUGAACGUCGAAAAUCGGGACAUCCCAACCCCUCGCUUCACGAAAACCUUCUACCGCGGCUCACUCCAACCAAGCCGCGACGUUACGUUCGCCGCAACCGACGUGAUCACUCUGCAGCCGGACACGAUCACCGCAACGCUAACCUUCCGGGUGGUCGAAAACGAUCACGACCUGUUCCAGAUAACCCGCGAGGAGGACAAAUUCAAGGUUGCUCUCAAAGAAUCGGUGACCGCGGAAGCGAUCGAAGGUCGCGAUCUGUUUAGCUUCCAGAUCGAGGCGAACAACGAGUUCGGGGCGGCGGACUCGGCGACGGUGCUGGUCAGUGCGCACGUUGAGCAGAUCAUUACGCCGGUGUUUGGGGAGGCGAUUUACAGCGGUUCGAUCCAGGAAGGUUCGACCGCGGUGCAGAUCGGAGAUGUUACUUUCGUGGCGGGAACCGCCGGGGAGAACACCGCGGUGGGCGCCGAUCAGGGCGAUUCCGGGUGGUUUGAUGUGGCGAUUGAGCAAUCGAAGGUUGUGAUUAGGAUAAGGGCUGGGGUUAGCAUCCCUUGGGAUUCUAUUGAGGAUCGAGAAUUUUUCAAGUUCCGGAUACAGGCAACGAAUCCCGGAAGUGAUCCGGCGACUGCAUUCGUGGUUUUGGAUAUUGUACGUGAAGUGAUUGUUGCUCCCAAGUUUACGAGCUCCAACUUCCAGGGAAGUUUGGAGGUGGGAUCAACUGAGGUAAAGUUUCCGGCAGGAGGACUGAUCGAGUUUGAAGCAGGUAGUUUACUUCCUGGGUUUUCGUUGACCUUGGUGGAUAAUGAUCAUGGGAUGUUUGAGGCGAAAGUCAACGGAAAUGAAGUGGAGAUCGCACUGAAGGAAGAAGUUACGGAAGAUGACUUGAAGGAUAAGAGCUAUCUUCGCUUCAGUGUAGCAGUAUCAAAUCCUGGAAGUUCUACUGUGAAAACGGAUGUUGUCGUGAAUUUGAAACGGGAUCCAGAAGUAACGCCUUUGUUUGAGAAGCUCAAUUACAACGGAGCUAUCGGAACUGAUCUUCGGCUGAGUUUGGUGGAACCAAUACGCGUUUCUGAUGCUACCUAUUCAGCAGACGUUGUGGUUGAAGUGAUCGAGUCCAGCAGUAACCUACUUCGCAUCACACAGAACCAGCGAGAAGUUAGUGUCGAACUGACUAAGGAAAUCACUAGCGAAGAUCUGCAGGGAUUACGUAGUCUUCAUCUCACUAUACGAGCAAAGAGUACGAAUCAACUUAGCAGCGUUUGUUUCCUGCUGGUUUCACUACCAGACGAUGGAACGUGCAUUGAUCCAAAACCUCCGAUCGUGGAAUGUACAGACUGUCGUGACUGCUCGACCGGACAGCCGCAGAAUGACGUCCCCGUAUUCCCGUAUGGGAACUAUCGUUUCUUCCUGAAAUCCGAUCAAACUGGAAUGGUUGGAGUGGUCAAGGCUUCAACGGGGGAUCCAUCGAUCGUUUUGAAGCAUCAAUCAAACAUUGAAGAUGCUUACCUCAAAGAACGGUUAUCCUUCUCCACCGACGGAAUUUUGAGAAUUGAACAACCUCUCUAUCCCAUCAACUACCAAUUUCAAGUCACGGCCUUAAACUCACAAGCUGGAAAGCAGUCAACGGUUGACGUCCUCCUAGACGUAACCCAAGAUCUUGAAUGUCCUGCCGAACCAGGAUCGCCUAAAACCCCAACCGUCGAACGAUCCCUAGUCAUCCAAUCCCUGCAGGAAGAAUCCCCCCAUCCAAACAUCUUCCCCUCGCAGCUCGGCGAGUGCGAGUACGAGUUGAUCGGUGAGAGCCCGCUGUUGCUGGACCAAGGUUACUUCUCGAUCGAUCCCACAACGCACUGGUUGACGGCUCGGGCGUUCGAUCGCGAAAACAUCGCGCUCUUCGGUGACAUGCUCGUGCCGCAGUUCCAGCUACGACUGCGACUCGCUUGCCCGGAUCAAGUGACUCGGACGCGGCGAUCUCUGAUCGAGACCGGUGAUCUGAACUACGCGCGGGACGUGACCGUGCUGAACGUGAUCGUGGAGGAUGUUAAUGAUAACAGUCCUGGGUUUGUGUAUCCUUCGGUACAGGGGUUGCACUUUGGAUUCCCGGCUCCGGCGAUCGCUGCCGGAAUGCUGCUUCCGGAGUUGAUCACGGUCGUGGCUACGGACGUUGAUGAGGGGUUGAAUGCUAAGGUGAGGUUCAGUGUUGGCGAGAAUGAGGACUUUGGUAUUGAUGCGGAGUCGGGACGAAUCUACCCGUUGAGGAAUGCCAUGAAGGCGAGUUCGAUGGUGACGGUCGUUGUGCGAGCUACUGAUCGCGAUGGAGCUGAUGAUGGUAGGAGCUCUAGUAUGGAAAUAAGCGUCCAUAGAUUGGAAGAGGACAACAUGGUUAUGAUGAGCAUAGCGGGAGGGGCGGAUGAAGCGGGAUUGCUGAAUCAGAUCAAUAAUAACGCUGAUAGGAUUCGGAUUCAAACGCUGGUUCAGGCUAUAGUUCCUUCGGAUGAUACACAAGGAGAUUCAAAGGCUAGAGCGUCUACAGAAGACUCUGUUCGUCGUCUAGUGGUUUACGCGCUCAACAGUAACAACGAGCUUCAAGACUCGGAUACCAUUCAACGAAUCAUCCGAUCUUCAGCGUUACCAGUAGAUGUCACCACGGAUACCUUCAGCAACGGCUGCUUAGGAUCCCAAAGCGCUCAAUGUAGUGAGGAAUCAACCAUGGUAGGACUUAUAGUAGCGGCCUCCGUCCUUGGGGCACUGUUUUUGGUCAGCGCCGGACUAGCCGUGUUCCUGUACAUCCGCUUCGUACGACCACUGAACACCACCUCGGCGAACCCCUCCGACGUAGUCCAGCUAGAGAAUGACUUUGACAUCUCCCCUCCACCAUCUCCACCAACGCUAGGCGCCAAGAAGAUCGACGACAGUCCUCAGCAAGACCGAAAAAUAUCAAUCCAGAUUGCCGGGAUCACCGAUCAAGAAUCCGAAGACUCCCGCUUCUCAACGCUAGCGGACUCGCUGAACGCCAAGCUGGACAGCGUGGACGAGUACGGGUCCGUCUCCUCGAGGGUAACGCUCGAGGAGCCUCCAUCGACGGAGUCCCGAAACGUCAAGUUCAACGAGCUGGUCGAGCGAAUAGAGGUCGUGGAGCAUCAUCAUCCCGGCGCAGACAACGAUUCGAGCUACAACGAACGAUUCUGAAGGGGGUUUUGGGACGAGGAAAAUAUUUAUUUAUGCACAGUUGGGUAGUUGUACAGAGAAUACACUUUUUUAUACACA